CGCGGAGCCGCCAUGGAGGCGUCGUCGCUACCUGCCGCGCUGGAGCUGGUGGUUGGUGGUGGUGCGGGGCUGAGCCCGGAGAAGCGGGCGGUGCUGGGGUCCUCGCUGCUGCUCCUCCAGCGCGACUACCGCUUCGAGCGGGUCUGGUUCUGGGGCUGCAUCCAGGGCGUGCGGGGCACCUACUACAUUGCCGAGGGGCUGGGCCCCGACCGCGCAGCGCCCCGCAGCCGCCUCUACAGCUUGAACUGCGUGGAUUGGAGCCUUCUACCACCAGUGACUGCAGAGAUGGUUGCACAGACUGAGCAGCUGAAGGGCCGUUUCCAGGGUGAUCCUUCUUUUGACUAUAAGUACACUGAGAUAAAAGAAGAAGAUGCUGAAAGGUUGGUUGAAGACAGUGAGGAGCCCACAAUCAAGGAGGAGGCUCGCCUUGUAGCUACAGUAGAACAGAUAGACAAAGCAGUUGGUAUCAUCCCUCGAGGAGCGUUUUUGAAGACUCCUCGUGGGUCUGUGCAUGAAAACAGAAACUUUGAAGGUCUUUCUUUGGCAGAGGCAAAAAAGUUAAGUUCCUAUUUCCAUUUUACUGUGCCUGUUAACCUGAAGAAUAAGACACUGCUGGAAAAGGCUGACCUGGACCCAUCCACUGACUUUCUUGACUCCCUGGAGCAUGAUAUCCCACAAGGCUCCUGGACAGUCCAGCUAGAGAAGGGAGGCACUGUAGUGGUGCUGAGGAGCUUGCUGUGGCUGGGGCUGACCUUCUACCACAUCCCAAUGACCAAGCAAUAUGGCUACAUCUACUUUGGUACUGGUGAGAAGAACUUUGAUCUGCCCUUCAUGCUGUGACUCUUCUGUCUGGAACAACAACUCAAGACAUUUAGAUUUUACAUUUAGAUUUUGUUUACUGCUUGUUCUAAUAAACAUGUGAAAGCUCUGCCUUUUGAAUAGGGUUUUUUGUGUAUGUGUGUGUGGACUCUGGCCCUGAUUAUUAUUCUAGGUCUUCACUGUGUGCAAUCCUACUUCAAUCCCAGACUGAAUUCCCUGUGUCACUGCAAAUCCUGUAGAUACUAACAAAUGGCAUUUUCUUCCAUUAAAGCCCUAGGUCAGAAAUUAAAGCUAGGCCAUCUGUUUGAUUACAAAGACACCAUGCUCACACGACAACUAAUUUA
Messenger RNA from Dryobates pubescens (Downy woodpecker), 1163 nucleotides. RefSeq names its product radial spoke head component 9 (gene RSPH9). The coding region runs from base 13 to 840 and encodes 275 amino acids. The record is from RefSeq and is a predicted model, not a curated record. Gene Ontology annotation, cellular component: axoneme. NCBI's taxonomy places the organism in Eukaryota, Metazoa, Chordata, Aves, Piciformes, Picidae. Gene Ontology annotation, biological process: cilium movement involved in cell motility; axoneme assembly; motile cilium assembly. The transcript is spliced from 5 exons.